Messenger RNA from Magallana angulata, 2751 nucleotides. RefSeq lists its product as uncharacterized. NCBI's taxonomy places the organism in Eukaryota, Metazoa, Mollusca, Bivalvia, Ostreida, Ostreidae. Gene Ontology annotation, molecular function: protein binding. Bases 502 to 2406 code for a protein of 634 amino acids. The record is from RefSeq and is a predicted model, not a curated record. The transcript is spliced from 6 exons.
GCUUUUGUCCUCGUACAUUAGAAUAUUUAAAUGAACAGUUUUUUGGGGGGAGUCUUUUCUUUCCUUGGAUUGUGUGCCUUAAUCUCUGACCAGCUUACUAUUAACGAUAACAGUGUUAAGGAUUAAGAGUCGUUCUGCCAACCCGUAUGAUGUUUAUUCACACCGACGGCAAGAUAAAUACGACAUGGUGGCACCCGGUGUUUUCUAGAGUACACAGAAAAAGACUUUAAUUGAAAACUAUAGAAAGUCUGGAGCUUUGGGUUUUUGUCAGUGGUAUUACACCUUGGAUUCUCCGUCCGUCUACCGGUUUGCUGCUUAUCUCGCAAUCAAUACACAUUCGUCUACAAAUCAAUGCUUAGCUUGUUGUUUUAAAAGGCUAAAAUCAAACCCCCCUCCGAUAAAAGUGUGUCAGCGGGCACCUGUUGGAUACAGAUACCCUGGGGAACGGUAAUGGAAAACAGGAGAUUGGAUGUGGGCACGGUGAGAUGAUACAGUGAAGCCAUGGCAUCGAGUGACGAAGAGAUCGAGGAACUGAUUGAGGAUGUGUCUGUUGUCUCGGGAGAUGAUGAUGCGUCGGUCGCAGAAGAAAUCGAUGUCGAAGGGGCGUUUGAAGGAGACGUAGAAAACAGUGACGAUGAAAGCAUUGUUGGGACGAAGAAGAAAAAGUUGAUGCCCCAUACACAGACUGUGGACAGAAGCAUCGAGAGUGAAGAGGAAGAUGUCAUAGAAAAUCAAAAGACAUCCCGAAGGAACUCAAAGCGCAAAGGACCUGAAAAGACCGAGGAUAACCGAAAAACGGAAGAUGACCAUGAGGAUAAACAGAACGGUGAAGAGGGUCUUACUUUGCCAGAUAUCAACAAAGGUGUGGAGCCAUCCCCUGGGUCCCAGGUCCGUAUUAUUAUAGAACACUGCGAAACUCCAACAAUAGACGAUGAAGAGGACGUUUCUACCAAAGAGCUCAGAAAGGCGUCGGAACAACCUAAGCUGAAGUGGCACGAACGGUAUGCGCUGCAAAAGCAUAAAAAAUGGCGAUGGCCUAAAAAGAAGAGGGAAUUAAUGGAAGGAGAAGAUGGGGAGGAGAUACACAAAGAGAAUGAAGAUGAAAGAGUUGUGCGCGAUGACGAAGCAAAGUUUAAUGGAGAAGAGGAAACAAAGCAUAAAGAAGAAGAGGAAGAUGAAAUUACGGAAAUGACGGAAGAGGAGAAGGAGGACAUGUAUAACGCAGUAAGGAAUGGAGAAUACAUACUAUUGCAAGAUCUACUGGACAAGAAAAACGCCGAUAUAAACAUGCUUUGGUACAGGGAAAACUUGUUAAUGGUGGCGAUGCGUGCGCAGCAGAUGGAGAUGGUGGAAUUUCUGAUUGACAAUGGAGUGGAUUACAACUAUGAAACUACUUUAAUAGAUUUAAAAGACCGUGAGAAGACAGGAAAGAGACUGUUACAAUACACACGAACUUGUCGGCAGAUGGCUUACGAUUUAGGAUUACUUAAUGUUGUAGAAAUGAUUGAUGUAAAAAAUAACCAAAUUCAUAAAUACUAUAAAAUCACACCUAGAUAUCCACGCAUGCGCCGGCCGCCCGCCCCAACUCCGCUAUGUUUAAUGUACAGUGACGAAGAAGAGGACGAGGAAGAGGAGUUACUGGCCGGAGGGGACAGUGAUUUAUUAUCGAAUCUUUCACACGUAGAGGAAUCUAGCGAAAUAAAGACAGACAAUCCCGACACGAAAGGAUCGGACAAGAGAGUAGAACUCACUUUAGAUAGAGUUGCUGAGCUUGAGGUCACAGAUGAUGAAUGCGAGUUAUUUUACCCACGAACUAAUAGCUCGGAAAUUAACAAAAACGAAAAAGUCGAAGAACGACCUGGUUUAUUACGUCGGGGAACAAAGUCUUCAAUGGGAUUACAAGCACACAACGAUCUCAAAUACAAGCGUCGAGCACAGUCCAAAAGUGCAGACCUACAGGGAACUAUCAAUUCUGUGGGAAGUUACGCCUGGGAGAGUCGCAGAUGGCACCACGCUAAAAGUGCUUCCGGUGAAAGAGACUCUGAAGAGAGCAUCCCUUUUGUGGCUCGAAUAUCCUCAACGUUUCCACCACAGACUUCACCAAUUCCUGCAAAGAAAUUGACUUAUUCUCGCCGAAGGCCCUUGUCUUCGCCGGCCUCGUUUUCGGCUGAGAUACAGAAGAUUUUGGGACAGAGUCGUUUGUUAAGAAAAGAGCCAACACUACCGUAUAUUAAACCUCCGGGUAAAAGUCCCAGAGCUCAAUCAGCUAGUACAACCGUUACACCCUGGUGUCAUAGUAACUCAUCCGCAGUGUUGGAGCAUUUAUCAAACACAAAAAUAAGCCGGAAAAUUCAAAAUCCAAGAUUUACAGUUAACAGACAGAUAAGUCUUCGAACCAAUCGCUGAAUGUUUUCUACUAGGAUUUUAGAAAUUAAUUUUUUACUAAGAAUGUUCAGAGUAGAUGUGCCUCGUAGUUAAAUGUAAAACACGUAACAUGAAGCGAAACCCAAACAUCGAUGAAAAAUGCAAAUAUUUCACAAAUCGAAGUUUAAAGAAAAGUGCCAUCUUUUACAUUCAUAUUCCUAAUAGGAUUUUCUUUUUCGUUUUUACUUGUGAAGGAGGCCGUAGGAAUUCAGUUAUAUGAACGUUUGUACGCAUUUAUUAUCCGUUUUCUUUUUAACCCAACUGUUAUGACAGGUGCCAAACUGUUUUGUGAUAGAUAAACAUGACGAAUGAAACAAAAAAUCAUAA